This is a messenger RNA of Rubroshorea leprosula, 1145 nucleotides long. The record is from the annotation of a GenBank genome assembly. Lineage: Eukaryota; Viridiplantae; Streptophyta; Magnoliopsida; Malvales; Dipterocarpaceae.
CAAUGUACGAUCGAAGCCUUCUGAAGAAUGCUACCUCCUACCUAUUCACAAACUUCCCUGAAAACUAGUCUCCUAAGCGACUUUGGUACCUGUUUGCAACCUAUAGUGUUGGAUUUGGAAAAAUUGUGGAUGUGUUUAUUCCCAAAAGAAGGACAGAAAAGGCAACAAAAUCAAAUUUGUGAGAUUCUUUGAUAUCAAAGACAAAGGCAGGUUGGAGAAAUCACUCAAGAUGAUCUACUUUGGAAUAGAGAAACUCAGGGUUGCCAUAGCCACUGACAAAAAGCCACAACAGUUAGUCCCAAAACCAUCUCGCCCUCUACCACCCCCACCACCCCCUGGAACCUUCAAAUUGAGAUCUUAUGCAGAUGUCCUUUUGAACAGGCCAAACCUUAUAGAUUCUACGAACAAUAACCACCAAGAAAAUACCAUACCCCAAACCCAACCAAUGGAAAAUGCCAAGGAAAAGAGGAAUGCGAUGGCUAUCCUGGAGGUGGACAACGACAUGGUGGAUUCCACUUGGCUUUCAAAUUGUGCUACUGGUGAGGUUUUUAUCCCGGAUCUCAUCCCUGGUCUCCAGCAAACAUUCUGGGAAAAUGGAUUCCCAUCUAUCUUAGUCAUUCCAAUGGGGGGACCCAAAGUAUUGCUAAAAGUUGAUGAUUGGAACAUAGUAACUAAGCUUAUUGAGGAACAUGAAGCAUGGUGGUGUAAAUGGUUUAGUAGAAUCAAAUUGUGGAGCCCACUGGACAUAGCUGAAGAAAGGUUUGCUUGGGUCAGAAUAAUUGGUCUUCCAUUACAAGUUUGCAACCAGAGAAUGUUCGAGAAAGUCAGGAAUCACUUGGGAAAUUUCAUCAAGGUGGAUCCUUAUACAGCUAAGAAAGUGUGCCUUGAUGCUGUUAGAGUCCUACACAACAAUUGGAACAAAUCAGAUUGAACAAGGCAUUUCCUUGAAUGUUCGAAAUCAUUUCUACUAGUUAAAAAUUAUAGAAGAAAGGUGGUGGAUUGAUCCUUAGUGGUUAAAGGCAUCCCAAAUUUAUGAUAGUGCAAAAUCUGAGUUUGAUGAUCUUUUUGAUUUGGACUUUGAUCAAGCCUCUAGUAGAUGGAAUGCUCCCUCCGAUGAGGAAGUUGAAUAGCCAGUUCAUUUAGUC